Colletotrichum truncatum is the source of this 1905-nucleotide messenger RNA. Its product is annotated as ubiquitin-conjugating enzyme family protein. Gene Ontology annotation, cellular component: HULC complex. The record is from RefSeq and is a predicted model, not a curated record. Gene Ontology annotation, molecular function: protein binding; ubiquitin conjugating enzyme activity. Gene Ontology annotation, biological process: proteasome-mediated ubiquitin-dependent protein catabolic process; DNA repair; protein polyubiquitination. NCBI's taxonomy places the organism in Eukaryota, Fungi, Ascomycota, Sordariomycetes, Glomerellales, Glomerellaceae.
AUGACAGCCCAUUUGCAGCGUCGUCUCCUCCAGGAUAUUGCCGAGCUCCAGCAGCAGCCAUAUCCUCGGAUCACACUGCACACAAGAGAUGACGAUCUCAAGAAAGCCUGUCUUGUACUCCAGCCGGAGGGCUGGAUGCCCAUUCACACUACUGUAGAAUUUAGGGAUCGCUACCCGCUAGUUGCUCCCACCAUCAAGAUGGACACGGCAAUGCAGCAUCCCAACGUCUUCAGCUCAUACAUCUGCGCUUCAAUUCUCAACACAUUUGAAGGAUACACACCGGCGUAUACCCUCAAGGGUAUCGCCAUCCAGAUGCUGAGCUUCUUCAACAGCGAGUCUAUAGAGCAAUCAUACGGCGACGUCAAGUACAGCCUCCAACACUAUCGGCAACAAAGCCUAACAAUGAAGCAGACGUUUAUCUGCAAACAUUGCGACUUUGAUGGUACCAAAUCCAAAGCGGAUGUUAGGAGACUUCGUCGAUAUGCCGUCAAAGCCCACCCUCCAUCAGAGGGUACCAUGGCGGCUGACGAGGAGCACCGGAGGCAGUUUGCCCUAGCCACUUUGCCAGAUGAACUCCUCCUUGCGGCGCUCGAGAAUCUCGACUUUGAGGACUUGAUCGCCUUUUCGCAGGCCUGGCCGAGGGUUGCCAAAAUCAUAACACACUACGACUUGAUCAGGUUGCGCGAGCUUCAAUGUUUCUUCUCCAAGACCAACUUCCAGAACACCAAACUUGGAGUGGGAGUCGCAGUGUCGAGCAAUGUAGGACGGUCCAUCGAGUCCGAAUUCGACUUCAUCUCUCAGUCGGCCUUCCAGGACUUGUCCAUUCGGCUUUCUGUUCACAACAUCCGGUUCCAGCACUGGCUGCCGCUGCCUUUAUCCCACCGUCAUUGGGCAUCGGUGCGGGAAGACGUUGCACCUGCGAUGCGCGCCAUAGCGGGGAAAGCCUUCAUAUCGAGCAGUUCCCCUAUUGACGUUCUUGCGGCAUUCAUGAACGCCAUUGUUGUGCGCCUCAACCAGGUAGAAGCGGAGCAGCCUUCAGGCAGGGCAUCUCACCGCGACUCGUAUAACAUCAGGACUGCGCAGAAAAGCACCUUGCGUCACGCGUCAGAGAAGGCGAUAGAGUCUUAUUUCCAUCUGUUUCACUUGCUUCUGUGUCUCGCAACUGAGGAUGACCGGCUCAUAAAGACCGCCAAUGCCAAAAUCCAGAGUUUCAAAAAAGGAAAUACGUCCAAGGCUGAUUGCCCGAAUUUAGGGCAUCUUCUUGUGUAUCUUCUCAUUAGCGAUGUUGAAAUUACCGAGAGGCUGCGGAAAGCUAUCAUCACCGAGGCUAUCACGCGCAACGUGGUCUGGAUGCUUGACAAGAAUGGAGCCAACAUGCCAGAGCUGAGCUAUCUGGAGCCCGACAAAACGUCACACUACCGCUUGAGGAAGACCUUUGAGGCCAGCCGCACAUCCUACCGUCUCUUAAUGUUCUCGGAGCUCUUCCGCCGCAUAGCGAGGCCCUCGAAUGGGAAGACGCUUGUUCAGAUUCGUGACGAGCUCUUCGAGCGCCACGGCGCGCCACCCGCCGGAGCUGCUCUCCAACUGUCGACCGACGUCCGCCGUCUUCAUGACAUCAACAACUUCCUGGACUUCUUCGAGGAGAUGGGAAUCGAGAAAAAGCCGAGCCCAGAAUGGUUCACGAGCCAUUUGCGGGAGUGUGUGAGAAACAGCAUGGUCAGAGGGUACUCUGUUUGGGGUAUGCCCGCCACAACAGCGCUAGCACUCAGAUACCAGGUCGAACCGACAGUUGGUCUCUGGGCAGAGCAUUUCCUAAAGUCUCCACCAGGACCUUCAUAUUUCAAGAGCAUUACCUUCUUUCCUAAUAAAAAGCAACCGCAGAAGGCACAUCUUGCUCGGAGAUAG